Molecule: messenger RNA, 2085 nt
Organism: Puma concolor (puma)
Lineage: Eukaryota; Metazoa; Chordata; Mammalia; Carnivora; Felidae
Source: RefSeq, a predicted model, not a curated record
ACGGUCAUUAAUGAGGCCUGCCCGGGAGCCGAGUGGAAUAUCAUGUGUCGGGAGUGCUGUGAAUACGAUCAGAUCGAAUGCGUCUGCCCUGGAAAGAAGGAGGUAGUGGGCUACACCAUCCCUUGCUGCAGGAACGAGGACAAUGAGUGCGACUCCUGCCUCAUUCACCCAGGCUGUACCAUCUUUGAAAACUGCAAGGCCUGCCGGAACGGCUCGUGGGGGGGCACACUGGACGACUUCUACGUGAAGGGCAUCUACUGCGCAGAGUGCCGGGCGGGCUGGUACGGAGGAGACUGCAUGCGAUGUGGCCAGGUUCUGCGAGCCUCAAAGGGUCAGAUUUUGUUGGAGAGCUACCCUCUAAAUGCUCACUGUGAAUGGACCAUUCAUGCCAAACCUGGGUUCAUCAUCCAGCUAAGGUUCAUCAUGUUGAGUCUGGAGUUCGACUACAUGUGCCAGUAUGACUAUGUUGAGGUCCGUGACGGGGACAGCAGCAAUGGCCGGAUCAUCAAACGCUUCUGUGGCAAUGAGCGGCCAGCUCCUAUCCGGAGCACAGACUCUUCGCUCCACAUCCUCUUCCAUUCAGAUGGCUCCAAGAAUUUUGAUGGCUUCCAUGCUGUAUUUGAGGAGAUCACAGCAUGUUCCUCUUCUCCCUGUUUCCAUGAUGGCACUUGCCUCCUUGACAAAACCGGAUCUUACAAAUGUGCCUGCCUGGCAGGCUACACCGGGCAGCACUGUGAAAAUCUCCUUGAAGAAAGAAACUGCUCGGACCCUGGGGGCCCAGUCAAUGGGUACAAGAAGAUAGCAGGUGGCCCUGGGCUUAUCAACGGGCACUAUGCGAAAAUCGGCACUGUCGUGUCCUUCUUUUGUAAUAACUCCUACGUUCUUAGUGGCAACGAGAAGAGAACUUGCCAGCAGAAUGGAGAGUGGUCGGGGAAACAGCCAAUCUGCAUAAAAGCCUGCCGAGAACCAAAGAUCUCAGACCUGGUGAGACGCAAAGUUCUUCCAAUGCAGGUUCAGUCAAGGGAGACGCCGUUACACCAGCUCUACUCAGCGUCCUUCAGCAAGCAGAAACUGCAGGGCGCCCCCACCAAGAAGCCAGCCCUUCCCUUUGGAGAUCUGCCCCCCGGGUUCCAACACCUGCACACCCAGCUCCAGUACGAGUGUGUCUCACCCUUCUACCGUCGCCUGGGCAGCAGCCGCCGGACAUGCCUCAGGACCGGGAAGUGGAGUGGACGUGCCCCGUCCUGCAUCCCUAUCUGUGGGAAAACUGAGAACAUCGCCGCUCCAAAGACCCAGGGGAUGCGCUGGCCGUGGCAGGCGGCCAUCUACAGGAGGGCCAGCGGGGUGCACGGUGGCAGCCUGCACAAAGACGCGUGGUUCCUGGUCUGCAGCGGCGCCCUGGUGAAUGAGCGCACCGUGGUGGUGGCUGCCCACUGCGUAACUGACCUGGGGAGGGUCACCAUGAUCAAGACAGCAGACCUCAGAGUCGUCCUGGGGAAGUUCUACCGGGAUGAUGACCGAGAGGAGAAGACCAUCCAGAGCUUGCGGAUUUCUGCAGUCAUCCUGCAUCCCAACUACGACCCCAUCCUGCUGGACACGGACAUCGCCAUCCUGAAGCUCCUGGACAAGGCUCGUGUCAGCACCCGCGUCCAGCCCAUCUGCCUCGCCGCCCCGCGGGACCUCAGCACCUCCUUCCAGGAGUCCCGCAUCACCGUGGCCGGCUGGAACGUCCUGUCCGAUGCCAGAAGCCCGGGCUUCAAGAACGACACGCUGCGCUCAGGGGUGGUCAGGGUGGUGGACUCGCUGCUGUGUGAGGAGCAGCACGAGGACCACGGCAUCCCCGUGAGCAUCACGGACAACAUGUUCUGUGCCAGCCGGGACCCCGCUGCCCCUUCUGAUAUCUGCACGGCGGAGACGGGAGGCAUCGCGGCUGUGUCCUUUCCGGGGCGGGCGUCCCCCGAGCCACGCUGGCAUCUGGUGGGGCUGGUCAGCUGGAGCUAUGACAAAACAUGCAGCCACGGCCUCUACACAGCCUUCAGCAAGGUACUGCCUUUUAAAGACUGGAUUGAGAGAAACAUGAAAUGA